Megalopta genalis is the source of this 672-nucleotide messenger RNA. The record is from RefSeq and is a predicted model, not a curated record. Lineage: Eukaryota; Metazoa; Arthropoda; Insecta; Hymenoptera; Halictidae.
AUGUGCAUAUACACAACGAAAGGGAAUCAACCGAAAAUCACAACCUUCACGAGUGUGUACGGUGUUGACACAAGAAACAUAGAACUGCAGAAUUGUGUCAAUAUAGAAGACUUCUAUGCGUUAUUAGUCACUGAAGAAAUGCUUGAAGAAAUAAGUGAACAGACGAAUAUAUACGCAACACAAAAGCAAUCGAUGAUGACUUCGAAGCGUAUAGAGCGGUGGAUUCCUACCAACAAGGAAGAGAUCAAGCGCCUUUUUGGGCUCAUUAUUUGGAUGGGACUUAUAAAAUAUCCAGCAGAUGUCACCAAACGCUUAUGGAAAAUACAGCCUAUUUUAGAUGACCUCAACAAAAAUUUCAAAAAGUAUUACAAUCCAACAUUUAUGAAGCAGAAAAGGCAUAAAUACGGCAUCAAAAUUUUCAAACUCUGCUGCGGAUUGGGAUACACGUACAACUUCCGUGUCUACAGUGGCGAAGUGUCAGAUGAAGUCAACACAACGCCGACAAAUACGGUUAUGAAUUUGUGCCAAGACAUAUUUCACAAAGGCCACACAGUAUGUACGGACAAUUGGUACACAAGCUUAACUUUAGCGAAACAUCUCCUGGAACGGAAUACGCAUUUGAUGGGUACUCUCCGAAACAAUCGGAAAGGCAAUCAACUGCAUGCGAAAUAA